AUGGACAACAAAAACUCUCAGUCAAAUUCAAAUAUAUCGCAGCGUCUUCAGAUUGCUGCCGAACGACGCACUCAAAUAGAGGAGGCGAGAAGGGAACGCGUUCAACGACAGAUUGAGCAGUCACCACGACCAACAGUGGCCGCUGCAAUGAACAGCCACGGUUUCAACCAGAACCCUUCGGUCGCCUUUGGGAGCACCCGUCCGCGGAACAUUGACCUCACCCGACCGCUGGUGACGCCCAUUCCCAGUGCCAGGCCCAAAUCGGAGAUAUUUCCCAGCACUUUCUACGCUGGGGCUGCCCACAGCGGUGGCGGCGGUGGUGGUUCAACGCAGGUUGACAGCAGUUCAUCCGCCUACUUUUCCACACCGCUGAAAGCAUCGUCUCAGCACGUCUUUGCCAAGGAUGACGCCAACUACCAGCCGGCAACUCGAAGUCCACGAACCCCACUGCAACCGCAGCAGUCCACGACGACGACGCCGUCGCUAAUGUCCCAGUCAAUGAUAGUGCCCAGCAGCAGCAGCAGCAACAGUGGUGGUAGUUCCAACUACCGAGCCGCUCGUCGUCACGACCCCGAGCUGGUGCCCGCCAUGCAGAAGUACAUCUUCCGCGAGUACGCCAUGCCCACCUCCGCCUCCUCGGGCACGCCCUCUCUGCGCAAGGAGAACAGCAUGAUCUCCUCGAUGAUGUCCACCAAGUCCUUCCAACAGGGGCCCACCUCUUCCUCUUCCUUCUACCGUACGCCCUUUGGCGGGCCGCAGAACCGCCCCAAGAAGUCCUACAGCAUGAAUCGACUGGAUCAGCUGGCACAGCCCAGGCGACGAGUGGAGCCGAAAGUGCCCACAUCAGCGUCAUUUGUGCGUCCCAAAAUGGAGCCGUUUACCCCCAGUUCCAAGAAGCCAGCUCCAGCGACAGAAGGAGGUGAAGGACGAGUCAAACCGAUUCCACCGCCAAAAACGUUGUUCAAGAGUCCCAGACCGCAGACUGCAGCAGCCGAACCGUCGAGCACUAGUUCACCAUCUGCUGCUGCUGCUGCGACCCCAGCCGUUCCCAGUCGAAGUCGUCCGGCAACGACGCCUAAGCCUCGUCCACUUAGUCAAAUUGAACUCUCAUCGACGCAAUCGGCUGCAGCAUCGGCUGAAGAGGCGGCAAAUGCAGCAGCAAAUGAAGGCGAAAAAGAGUUUGAGGGCAGCGCCGAUGACCGCCUGGCCGAGUACAAGAGAGCCCUUGCCGAGAAACGUGCCAUGUUCCGUAAGCAGCAGGAGGAGCAGCAACUGCUGCAGCAACAGAAUCCAGUGAGAAAGGCCAAAAUUGUCAAACCAGAGCCGGCACCGGUCGUGGCAGAGUCUGAAGAGAGCAAGAAAGCGGCAUCUUCCUCAUCUUCGUCUUCUUCCUCCUCAUCUGAAGCAUCCGACAAUGAGGCGGACAAUGAGGACGAUGAACACAAACAGCAGCAAAACAAACCUGAAUCAGUUUCCACUGCUGUUGCUGCUGCUGCCGCUCCUCUCUCAGUCGAGUUGGCCCAAGUGAGCAGCGAGGAGGCAAAGAAAACUGCGUCCGAAGCUGUUCCGGCACCUUCGCAAACUUCGUCUGUCACUGAAUCAGCAAACGUCAACAGUGAGCAGCUAAUUUCCUUCGGUGACUCUUCACCGUCAGCAGCCAGCCCUCAAGUGCCGCCACCUAGAGACGCAGUGAUGACCGGUGACAUGAUGAGCACCAGUUUAACGGGCGACCUGGCGGCUUUGGCCAUCAAUUCGGGAGCAAACAGCAGCCGAAGUGAGAUGGCGGAAAAAGCGCUGGCCGGCGCCUCUAUGACCGCCUCGCUUGACCUCUCGCUCCUCAACGAAAACAAACCGGGCUUUUCCGGCAACAGCAAAGCCGGCGCCACCACCUUCACCAAGGAGCAGCUUGAGGAGCGCAGCGCCCAACUCCUCCAGCAGCAGAUGGCCGAACGGGAGAAGCGCAAAAGUCGCGUUCAAGAGAUUCUCAAGCGCACUCGCAAGGACGAGAAAGCAAAGGAGGGCGCUUCCAAGCAAACGGACUCUAACGGCUCCAACGGCGACUCCAGUCAGUCGGAGAACGAGGCGAACAAUGGCAACAACUCAGAUGAGGCCUCCAAUGAACAGGCGCCAGUUGGCACCAGCAGUGGUGGUGCAGAGGAUGGCAGCAGCGGCAGCAAAUUCAACGGCCACAAUGGAGAGUCCUCCGGAAAGGCGACGACAGCGGACAACGGACAUUCCAAUGGCCACCUCGGCUCCAAUCACCACCGAGACAUGAAGACCUUCGUCAGCGAGAACGAGCAGUCCCUGCCGCCGACUAAUGGAUUCUAA
Messenger RNA from Rhagoletis zephyria (snowberry fruit fly), 2328 nucleotides. The record is from RefSeq and is a predicted model, not a curated record. Lineage: Eukaryota; Metazoa; Arthropoda; Insecta; Diptera; Tephritidae.